AUGGAGAGCCAAAACGGACUGGGCAAGCUCUUGCCCAAGUCGCUGUCAGCGCGCCGCAAGCAACGAAGCAAGAAGAGCAAGUCUCCCGACGGGGAUUCAGCCGACGAUGCGACGAGAAAGGACCAGCGACCAUCAUCCAGCAGCAACCUGUCGCUGUACGUCGACGACCACAACGAUGAGCGCGAGUUUACGGACGAGGCUGAUGAUGGGAGCUUUGCAUCCUACGAGUCAAGCGCGGAUGCGAAUCGCAGUGGAGAACCUCCACGCCCGUCAUCUUCGUCGCGACCAGUUCGGCCCGUGCCCUCCAACCACCCGUCCCUGGUUGGCUAUCUCACGACUUCCUCACCCGCCGUUCAGGCCGCUCACCUCGAUUCGCCGCCCAAGAUUCGGCCCUCGUCGCGAAACAGCCGCAGCCCCUGGCGGAGGGGUAGCAAGAACGACAAGGCAGACACCCCCGACACUGUCUCGUCAGUCAAGUUUCCCGACCUGCCGGCGCCUGCCAGGCUAGCUGCCCCCGACCAGGAAACUCGGGGCAAGACCCCCAGCGUUGACGUCGACGUCCCGCGGACUCCUCCCAACAGCGACAAGCCCGGCCCCGUCAUUGUCAACACGCCACCCACGCCGACCGAAGCUGGCCUCGGUUUCGGCCAGGCUCUAACCUCUUCACCAGAGAAGCGCUCCACUGGCGUUGCGACCAGGAGCCCUGCCGAAACCGGGUCACCCACGCAAAACAUGAAUAUUCAUAGGAGAAGCAAGUCCGGAGGCGCUGCCAUUGGGCCGAGCAAGCUGUCCAACAUAACAUCGGCGCCACUGACACCAGGCGCGGAGGCAGAGAGCGGUAGCAUAACACCAAGUGCAACUGGCUUCUUCUCUUCUGUCAUAUCUGCUGCACAAAGUGCAGCGACGACUUUGAGUAACAAUAUCCCAGGUACCGGCAUUAGCAUGGGCGGACAAAAGAACAAAACGGCAAGCUUCAAAUCCCUAAGUGUUGAAGCCGUUGACCAGCUAGAGGACGAUAGCAGUGUCACUUCCCAGCAGAAUAAAGAUGAGAUGGUUCAGUCGCAUGGACGGGCCAUGCAACGCAGCUCAGCAAUCCAGACACUUGGUGCCGGGGAGCUGAGUCUCAGCCAACUCGGCCUGUCUGAUGCUCCCAGCAACGUCGCCAGUCCCGCCAGUGCUAGGUUCCCGGAUGUUGUCGAUACACGAGCCAGAUCCGAGUCGGCGCCGGUCGAACCCCAUUCGGAGCUACCAAGUGACGAGCCCGUAAGCAGGCCCCGAUCGGCCAUUGAAUCCGCCAACGACGAUGAUUUCGUACAAUCACAGACCGAUCUCGCUGGCCCCAACAGAAGCUCAAGCGUCCGAAGUGCAGUGAAGCCGCGUAGGAAGAGAGGCAGCUCCGUGACUACCGGUGCAACCAUCGGUGUUCCUGUGGGCGUACCACUGCAGUCAACACCGACCUUGGGUGCUCCCAAGCUCACCGGCUUUGCCAUUGCUAGCAAGAAGAGAAACCGCGACUUUCACUCAUUUUUCAAGAGCGUUCCCGACGACGACUAUCUGAUUGAGGACUACAGCUGCGCCUUGCAGCGAGAGAUUUUAGCCCACGGUCGUCUCUAUGUUUCCGAAGGUCAUCUUUGUUUCAGCAGCAACAUUCUUGGUUGGACAACGACGCUAGUCAUGAGCUUUGAUGAGAUUGUAUCAGUCGAGAAGCGAAGCACAGCAUUAGUCUUCAAAAACGGCUUGAUGAUUUCAACCCUACACGCCAAGCACAUUUUCGCAAGUUUCACGAGCAGAGACGCCACCUACGACUUGAUUGUCAACAUAUGGAAGCUGGGCCACCCUACACUCAAGAGCUCCCUCAACGGCGUCCAGCUCGAGGGAACAGGUGGCGACAAGACAGAAAAGGUGGAAGAUGAGCCCCAGGGCCUUGGCUUGGAGAAUGAGUCUCCCUUAGGCUCCGAGUCGGAAGAUGGCAGCGACGACGACGACGAAUUCUACGACGAGGAGGAGGACGGCGCUUUCGUCGACUCGCAGCUGACUGAGGUCAGUGCCAACGCAGAUGUGGACAACGACAAGGCCGUGAGUCGGAAAGUUUCUGCAAUGACUACGCUUAAUGGCGCAUCGGGGGAAAGCGCCAAGGACGCUCCAACCUCGCCGUCACCUGGCGGCGACUUCCCAGGUCCAGCAACACACGCACCGACAGAGUGCACCGACAGCGGUACACACUACGACAAGACUGUCGGCGACGACAUCAUACCCGCCCCACUAGGAAAAGUCUACAGUUUGCUCUUUGGUUCCGCAUCGGCGACGUGGAUGACCAAAUGGCUGUCGGAAGACCAAAAAUGUCUUGAAGUAACGGUUGACGAGAAGAAGGGGCUGACCAUGGACAACAAUACGAGGACAUGGACAUAUAUCAAGCCCCUGUAUGCUUCGCUGGGACCCAAGCAGACGAAAUGUAUCGUUACGGAAAAUCUGGAGAGCCUUGAUUUUGAGAAAUCCAUCACGCUGGUCCUAUCGACGCGGACUCCCGAAGUCCCCUCAGGCACUCUCUUCACAGUCAAAACCAGGUAUUGUUUUACGUGGGCGGAGAACAACGCAACGAGGAUUCAGGUCAACUACACGACGGAGUGGACCGGCAAGAGCUGGAUCAAAGGCCCGAUUGAGAAGAACGUGAAUGAUGGCCAGGCCAAAUUCUGCGAGGAGCUGUUCGCGUCGGCGAAAGCAGCGGUAACGACUAGAGGUCGGUCCAAUACGCUCACGAAUGGCAAGGGUAAAAAGAAGGGCAAGAAGGGCCGGGCCAGCCUGACAGCCAAUGAAGGCUCGGAUGUUUCAGCCAAGAAGAUUGAGGCAUCCAAGACCAGCUGGGGGCCGUUGGAACCUAUUCGUGGAAUACUCGAGCCAAUAUUGGAUAUUCUUAAGCCGAUCCUGACGGGCAACGUCAUGUACGGACUUCUCGUGGGACUGCUCGUUGCGUCUUGGUUUGGAUUCGGUUUCUCACCGAGUAAGCCGGCGGGCGGAUUCGGUGGAGGUGCAGGCGGGCGAGGCGAGCUGAUGGACAUGUACGGUCCCUUCAGGCUGGCAGCGUACGAGGAGAUGUGGCGGAGAGAGGAAAGCGAACUAUGGGAGUGGCUCGAGGAGCGGACAGGUCUGGGACAAGUGGACUCGGACAGCCACGGCGUCAGGAAACGCGCACUUGAGCCGCGUACGAUGCAGGAGAGGAUACGCGAGUCACGAAUGGACGCUCGUGAGGUGGAGGAGGCGAUUCGUGUGACGGAAGAGAAGCUAAAGGUGCUACGCCAGGUCAUUGCCAACAGUCCUAAGCAGGACAAGGCGAGCGAGGCGAUCUAG
Messenger RNA from Cordyceps fumosorosea ARSEF 2679, 3345 nucleotides. Its product is annotated as GRAM domain-containing protein. Gene Ontology annotation, biological process: intracellular sterol transport. Bases 1 to 3345 code for a protein of 1114 amino acids. Gene Ontology annotation, cellular component: cortical endoplasmic reticulum; endoplasmic reticulum membrane; endoplasmic reticulum-plasma membrane contact site. The record is from RefSeq and is a predicted model, not a curated record. Lineage: Eukaryota; Fungi; Ascomycota; Sordariomycetes; Hypocreales; Cordycipitaceae. The transcript has 2 exons. Gene Ontology annotation, molecular function: sterol binding; sterol transfer activity.